CGCUCACAGCCGGAGUCGGACGAAAAGGUGCCUCCAACAUCUCUGUCGGCUCUCGAUAAUGAGUGAUACAAACUAUCCUUCUCCGUUCCCCUUCACGUCCUACACCCCGUCGUCUGAAGUCCCCGAAAAUGAACCUGUCUAUGGGUGGGUAGCGCCUGCCUUCCCGCAGCCUUCGUUUCCGACUCAAGCACCACCAUCCGAAACAAUAACCAACAGCUCCGACGUCGUCGCCAACGCUUCCACCACGGUCCCUCAAGAACGUUCCUUGAAUAGUAAAGUCGCAAUCCCUCGAUCAACUAGCUCAAAUACAGUACCAAAUCGAGGCCGCGUCAGCCGCGCAUGUGAGAAUUGUCGGGAUCAAAAAGUCAAAUGCAGUGGGCAACGUCCAACGUGUCAACGAUGUCAGGAGUCGGGGAUACAGUGUUCAUAUGGCGACCGGAAGCGAGAGAAGAUGGCGAGGCGACUCAGCGAUCUCUCAGCACGCGUCCAAACGUUUGAGACUCUGUUACAGAACAUUUACCCGAAUCUGGACUCUCUGUCAGCUCAGUAUGUUGAACAGAUUCUGAGCGAUCAAUCUGAGAAUGACCCGACCUCGAGCCGUCUACCCUCCGAAUUCCCUUCGCCUCUCUUUCCCACUGAUCCUGGUUCUCCAGUAGGCUCAAUCGAUUUUACCAAGGAAGAUUUCAACCGUGAUGAAAAGAUACAAGCUACAGGCUUUGUCGGAGAGCAUUCGGAAAUCGCAUGGAUAGGUAGGCUGAAGAAGAUCCUACAACAUCUUCAGCCCGAUCCGAUGGAAAAAGGCGUAGAACGCAGUACUGUUUCCACAGCGAAUUAUUUUCUAGACAACCUGGAGGUGGAGGUCAUGGAUACCGUUGACUUGUCUUAUCGCCCGCCUGCUGCGGUUGCGGACAGGCUAGUCGACAGUUACUUCCAGGUUGUGCAUCCGUAUUUCCCGAUUGUCGGCAAGGUCACUUUCUUGGGCCAGUACAAAUCAUACUAUUCCGCUUCUUCUGUCCGGCCUGGAAAGCGGUGGCUAGCAGUGCUCAAUAUGAUAUUCGCUAUUGCUACAAAGUAUGCCCAUGACUUGACGCAGGGCAAUGAACACGCCGAUGAGCACAUUGCGUAUUUUUCCCGAGCCUGGAAGCUCAGUAUGGGCAACGUUGCUCUCUUAGACCAUCCGAACCUUCAACAAGUACAAGUUGAAGGGUUGAGUGCCUUUUACCUUCUAACGGUGGGCCAAGCUAAUAGAUCAUGGAGGCUUUCCGGGAUGUCAAUACAAUCAGCCGUUACCAUGGGGCUGAAUUUACGAAACGAGAGCAAUAUCAUAUUCUCAAACUCGAGGGAAACUCGGUAUAGAGUCUGGUGGUCCCUAUACAUACUGCAUGUGCUGCUUUGUGUCAUGACCGGGCGUCUCCCUAGCAGCACUGAAGAUUCUUGUACCACUCCUCUGCCGGUCCCCUUCAUCGAAGAGGAAUUCGCACGCGACGAGGUGGAGCAACUGAUUGAGGACCAUGAGGCUCGGUCAUUUUUCAUGGAGAAUCUAGUCUCGCGGUCCUCAGCACAGUCGGCAGAGAGCACAUUGCUUUCCGAUUCUUCUAGACAUCAGUCACCCGGACCCAGUAAACAGAGUGACAAAGUUGCAUCCGCAGCUGCCAAAAUUCUUACACCAAACAGUUCACUUCACUUUCUUUACUUUGUCGAACUGGGUUUGAUCAUGCAAAGGGCUAUCGAUGCACUAUACGCCCCCGGGGCCGGGCGAAAAUCCUGGCGCUCCAUUGAAAUGAUCAUCUCCGCGCUGAACGGCAGAGCAGAUAGCUGGCUUUCCAAGCUCCCGGCUGAGCUUCAUUUCACCCAAGGCGCACCGGCAUGUGAAAAGGAAAGGCUUAGCCUUGCCUUUUCCUUUUACAGUACCAAGAUCCUCAUUACCCAGCCUUGCCUUAGUCGCCUCCUUCGGCAGGCUUCAGGGGGUAGCCAGGUUGAAACAUUCUGCACUACAACGGCUGCGCUGUGCGGUGACCUCGCCACUCAGAUGUUGGAAUUGCUACCGAGUACACCGGACCUCUCCUGGGUGUACCAACGCUCGCCUUGGUGGAGCCUAGUGCAUUAUAUCAUGCAAGCCACCACUGUCCUCUUGAUAAGCCUAUUUGUCAAACAGAAAGCGAACACUAUCCAGCACCCUAGGACCAUUGAAAGCGUCCUCAAGGCCGCUGAAUGGCUCGCGUGUUUGGCGACAAAAGACCCGUUGGCGCAGCGAGCCCGGACGGUGUGCCAGGAUCUGUUCUCAUAUUCUGACAUCGUGGCGGCAGUGAACUCUCGGAAUUAAGGCUGACAACUUCACUAAGGUCCCGAGGAUUGUUCCUCUGGCGAGUUAUACCACCAGCUCAUGUAUCUUUCUCUAUGCCCAUCAGGUCCGCGCACAUGAAAAGGACUGGUGGAGUUGAAUCCAUCUAAACUUGUUUCCUCCCAUUCUACCGAUGCACCAACCAGUUCCCGCUACGUCGCAGCUGCCUUCGCUCCAUACAUAGGUAGUAAACCUUACUCGCGCAGCUGACGGGGCACGAACGGCAUCAGAUUCCACGCUAAGCUACUGCUUACAUCGCGGUUAACACCUAUUAUUGACCGGCUACUUGACAAGCAUGGCGCUUUGUGCCGGUACUUGAGGGCUUUUCCGGCCUAUGCGGCAGAUCGCUUAGAGAUCGCGCGUAUCAUACAGCUUAUGUAUCGGAGCUAAUUAACUAAUGCUUAACCCCUGGGAAUAAGCACAUCUGGCAUAUCUACACCGUCAUAAAAUGCACGAGACCAAAAGUGGGUCGAGAACGACUGACAUACCUAAUGAUCAUUCGCUGGCACUUACUUCCGGAGGGCUCCUAACCUGAGCUCAAGAAUCAGGAUGGCAGGUCAUUUCUGGUCAGCAGUGGGCACCUAGACUCCUGGGUUUCAGUCAAACAAGAAAAGCCUCCAUAAUGGCGAGAUGACUCCACAUUUUUGUAUCCUUGACCCUCGCAACCGCGAAAGUCCUCUUCUAUUCCAAAGCGGUCAUUUGUCAGAGGAGCCUUGCGGAAGCGAAAUUACCCGCCUGACCAAAGGCUGACUGAAAAAGCACCAUGGCCAAUGUUAAUUGCAUGGUCGGCGAUUAUACCAAGCUUUGGCAAUUGCGACGCCCUGGUUGCAGCAUGGUCGGCAUCUCACUGUCAUAUCAUUCGUUUUGGUAGCGAGGAACAAGGUAGCAAGGCGCAGAGAAGGGUAAUGGGCGUAUUAUUGUUGGGCAACAAGAGGCAACGAGGCGGCUUCAAGCGCCAGCUUCCGAUUCUUCGGAGCUUUGUCCGAUUCCUAUUAUCGACAAUCUGGAAGCACUCCAGGUAUCUGAUAGGAAACCACACCCACGCAUCCAACAGGUAGAAUGCCAAGGAAUGAUCUUCUAGACAAAGGUAGGUAGGACGGCGACGUGGUACCCUGGUUGCCAGGCUGGAUUCGAGUGACGGGCUCCGUAGGUUAAAGUGGGCAUUUCUUUCGACUCAUAUUUCGUCUUUGUGCAGGAAGGAGUCAUAUGCUGACUGCUGUAUGAUGCUCCGUCCUAACUUAUCUAGCAAUAAUAGCAUAGACCAGCUCUGCAUUGAACGCCUCGGCUUGAAAGAAAGUUAGCUUUAUUCAACCCUUUUAUUGUGAAGUUUGACAAGAUUAUGAUCUGUCAUAUCCUCGAGUAGAAAGCUCUGGGUAUCUCUUGACAUGGACCACAGCUCUUCAAGCGAAUAAUUUGUGUGCUACUAUUACUGACAACUAGUAGAGCAUGUAUACAAUAUUAGAACAUCUGGCAUAAUGCUCGCCAGGAGCC
Aspergillus calidoustus is the source of this 3832-nucleotide messenger RNA. NCBI's taxonomy places the organism in Eukaryota, Fungi, Ascomycota, Eurotiomycetes, Eurotiales, Aspergillaceae. The record is from the annotation of a GenBank genome assembly.